Ananas comosus (pineapple) is the source of this 3313-nucleotide messenger RNA. Its product is annotated as triacylglycerol lipase SDP1-like. NCBI's taxonomy places the organism in Eukaryota, Viridiplantae, Streptophyta, Magnoliopsida, Poales, Bromeliaceae. Gene Ontology annotation, molecular function: triacylglycerol lipase activity. The transcript has 4 exons. The record is from RefSeq and is a predicted model, not a curated record. Gene Ontology annotation, biological process: lipid metabolic process. The coding region runs from base 223 to 2742 and encodes 839 amino acids.
GGUCACACUCUACUCAAUUCUCCGCAAUGUUUCUCGAUUAAAUUCCCUUCAAAGACCCAAGUUUUCCUGAUCAGAGAGACUAAUUAGAUCGAAUUCUCCUCCAAAGGCACAAACUUUAUCGAUCGGAGAGCUCUAAUUAAUUCGCUACGAGAUAGCCGAGAAAGAGAGAGAGAGAGAGAGAGAGAGAGAGAGAGAGAGCACGAGAUCGCGUUGUAGUUUGAAAUGGAUAUCACGAGCGAGGCGUCGGUGGAUCCGUUCUCGAUCGGGCCCUCGACGCUGCUGGGGCGCACGAUCGCGUUCCGCGUCCUCGCGUGCGCCUCCCUCGCCCACCUCCGGCGCGACGCCGCGCGGUCCGUGUACGCGGCGCUCCGCGCGCUCCGCUCCGCCGCGCUCUGGUUCCACCCCCGCAACACGCAGGGGAUCCUCGCCGUGGUCACCCUCAUCGCCUUCCUCCUCCGGCGCUUCACGAGCGUGCGCACGCGCGCCGAGUCCGCGUACCGGCGCACGUUCUGGCGCAACAUGAUGCGGAGCGCGCUCACCUACGAGGAGUGGUCGCAUGCGGCCAAGAUGCUCGACCGCGAGACCCCCCACAAGGCGAGCGAGGGCGAGCUCUACGACGAGGAGCUCGUCAGGAACAAGCUCGACGAGCUGCGCCGCCGCAGGGAGGAGGGAUCGCUCCGGGACAUUGUCUUUUGUAUGCGCGCUGAUCUCCUGAGGAAUUUGGGGAACAUGUGCAAUCCCGAGCUCCACAAAGGAAGGCUCCAGGUGCCUAAACUCAUAAAAGAGUACAUCGAUGAGGUCUCGACCCAACUAAAAAUGGUAUGCAACUCUGAAUCCGAUGAGCUACUGUUAGAAGAGAAGCUUGCGUUCAUGCAUGAGACAAGGCAUGCCUUCGGCAGGACGGCCCUUCUCUUAAGUGGGGGCGCUUCCUUAGGAGCCUUCCACGUGGGUGUAGUGAAAACACUAGUAGAGCACAAGCUCCUUCCCCGUGUAAUCGCAGGAUCGAGUGUCGGUUCAAUAAUGUGCGCCAUUGUAGCGACCCGGUCGUGGCCCGAGCUCGAAUCGUUCUUUGAAGAUUCGUGGCAUUCCUUGCAAUUCUUCGACCAAUUGGGCGGCGUAUUUACUGUGGUCAAAAGGGUAAUGACAUGCGGAGCGGUACACGAGAUCAGGCACUUGCAAAAAAUGUUAAGGCACCUCACGAGCAAUUUAACUUUUCAAGAAGCUUACGACUUGACUGGUCGGAUUCUCGGCAUCACGGUUUGCUCUCCCAGAAAGCAUGAGCCACCACGAUGCCUUAAUUACCUGACUUCUCCGCACGUCGUCAUAUGGAGUGCCGUCACGGCUUCUUGUGCUUUUCCCGGGCUCUUUGAGGCUCAGGAGCUGAUGGCGAAGGAUAGGUUUGGCGAGAUUGUUCCUUUUCACGCGCCGUUCUUGGUGGGUGAAGAGCAGUCAUCGCAGGGGACCUCAGCACGAAGAUGGAGGGAUGGAAGCUUGGAGAGCGAUUUGCCUAUGAUACAACUGAAAGAAUUAUUCAAUGUGAAUCACUUUAUCGUUAGCCAAGCCAAUCCACACAUUGCCCCUCUUUUGAGGUUAAAGGAGCUUGUUAGAGCUUAUGGGGGCCGCUUUGCUGCAAAGCUUGCUCAACUCACCGAGAUGGAGGUUAAGCAUAGGUGCAAUCAGAUCCUGGAACUCGGAUUCCCACUGGGUGGAAUAGCAAAAUUAUUUGCUCAGGAUUGGGAGGGUGAUGUCACAGUGGUCAUGCCUGCUACGCUUGCUCAGUACUCAAAGAUCAUACAAAACCCAUCUUACGCCGAGCUCCAAAAGGCCGCAAACCAAGGCAGGAGGUGCACUUGGCAGAAGCUCUCUGCGAUUAAGGCAAACUGUGCUAUCGAGCUCGCGUUAGAUGAAUGUGUCGCACUUCUUAACCACAUGAGGAGGCUAAAGAGAAGCGCGGAGAGAGCAGCUGCCUCUUCCCAAGGACAACACACGAGCGCCUUUCAAAGAAACACUUCGCGGAGAAUCCCUUCGUGGAAUUGCAUAGCGCGGGAGAACUCAUCGGGGUCUCUGGAGGAAGAUAUCAUGUUGGAGGCUGCAAAUACUUCAGCCCAACAAGGCCCAAGUUCAUAUACUCGUGGACCAAGAAGCGUACAUGAUGGAAGCGAUAGUGAGUCAGAGAGUGCGGACUUGCAUUCUUGGACUAGAAGUGGUGGGCCGUUGAUGAGGACUGCCUCCGCAAAUAGAUUCAUUAACUUCGUUCAAAAUCUCGAGAUUGAGUUGGAAUUCAAUCAGAAUUUUACGAGAGAUGAUGAGAAUAGAGAUCCUUUUUACAGUAAUUCAAGAGUUACUACUCCUGAUAGAAGCUCAGAAAAUACAGACACCGAAAUCGGAAAUUGUAGAGCUCGUCUCGGAGCUCCUAAUAGGAUUGUGAUUUCCGAAGGAGAUUUGUUGCAGCCCGAAAGGAUGCAAAAUGGAAUUUUGUUCAAUGUUGUCAGAAGGGAGGCUUUACUUGGGAAUAGGGGCAGCGACUUCGAGCAACAGCAGCAAACUGCUUCAGCGGAAGCUGAUAUAGAGAGUGCACAGGUAGAAUCCUGUGAUGCUGUUUCAGCUUCCGAUUUUAUUGAAGAUGAUGAAGAAGAGACCGAAUUGAACUGCAGUGGCCAAUUGGCUUCCCGCACUGAUGAUAGAAAUUUGGAUCAAUCUUUAGCGGAUCAAGCUAAUGUCCAUGGGCUAGCUGAUGGUUGAAAACUAAUUUUAAUCUUUUCAGAGAGAGAGAGGACUAAAAUGAGGCUAUGAAAUUGAAGCAGAAUUAGCAUCGAGUUGAGCUAGGAUACUUCUAAAAGUAUUACUAUCCACAUACUUUUAACUUUUUCACCCUUAAAUCUACUACUAUUUCACCUGCCCUCACUAAACCUCAGGCAUCCAAGAGCUACAGAGGGUGGAAGCAAGUGAGUAGUAAAAUUUUAGAAGUAUUCUAAACACAAUUUGAUAUUCGAGCCGGGAUUAGAUUACUUUGCAAUCAGAUCCGAGACUUGAGAAGUUCUUCUCAAUGUAUAUAAGCUGUUUGAAUUGUGGAUUUAUAAAGGUGGAGGCCGAAAUGAGAGCUGAUCAAGGUCACAUGUAACUUUAUAACAUGUUUUAAAUUUUCCUUUUUUUCAUGGAAAAUUAGCUCUAUAGCAAAUUGUAGGAUACACUAUUGAAUAUUUGUCUACAAAGCUCCUGCAUAAAGCACUCGCAGUUGUCGUACGUGAUGUUGAGAAUGUAACAAAUAUAAUCCUCAGAAAGUAAUUUGAUCUUUAUGUGGUUUUUUUCUUCA